CACUGAUGUGACGACACAUUUCCGGUUUGAGACGUCAUGCGUUGUGAUCCUAGCCGUUGAAUAAAUGACUAAACACAACCAACAGGGGAAUAAUGGAGACCAAAGAGGAGAUUGUCGCCGUUUUAAAGUCUUUCGACAUCGGAGACAAGUUCUCGGACCUGCCGGUGCUGCCCAAAGCCUCGGUGCUGAUCCCUCUGUUCGUGAAGGACGGAGAAGUACACACCCUGAUGACUCUGCGUUCAGCGGAGCUGAGGACCAACGCCGGGCAGGUGUGUUUCCCUGGUGGGAAGAAAGACCCUGAUGACAGAGAUGACGUGGACACGGCUCUGAGGGAAGCCGAAGAGGAGAUCGGUCUAACAGCUGAUGGUGUCGAGGUGGUCUGCAGACUGUUCCCUGUCAUGCAUAAGAGCGGUCUGUUGGUGACUCCGGUGGUUGGAUUCAUUGAGGAGUCAUUUUGUCCCUGUCCAAACCCAGCUGAGGUCAGCGCCGUGUUCACCAUCCCCCUGGACUUCUUCAUCAGCGAGAAGGGACACAGCGCUGCCAAUGGUGCUGCUGGGACGGUGGGGUCGUUGCACUCAUUUUAUUUUGUGGACACUGAUUCAGGAAGCCAAUAUCACAUAUGGGGCAUGACAGCCAUGUUGGCCAUAUUGGUGGCUGCACUCGCUCUCGGGAAAAAACCUGAGUUUGAUGUUGGUUUUGACUUUGAGGAUCCUUUAUCCUUCUUCCAUAAGAUUUUGCAGAGAAGAAUUAAUAAAUUAUGACAGUUUAUGUAAUGCAUUUGUGCCAGCACCUAAAGCCUGAAGCCAGAUUUGUAAUUUAACUGCAAUGUAUUAAUUUGCUGCAUAUGUACUGGGAAACAUACUUGAAAUAUUUGUUUAAAAAGACUAAUAUAAACAUUGAU
Molecule: messenger RNA, 901 nt
Organism: Paralichthys olivaceus (Japanese flounder)
Lineage: Eukaryota; Metazoa; Chordata; Actinopteri; Pleuronectiformes; Paralichthyidae
Source: RefSeq, a predicted model, not a curated record